CUGCAGAAUAAUAAUAUUUAAGAAUAAUAAUAUUAAUAAAAAAUAAAUAAAUAAAAAACCGGGAGACACGCGGGAGCGCUUCAUUCACAGAAAAGCCACAGAGAAGAUUGUUUUUUUUCUUUUAUGGAAAAUGGCGAAAGGAAAAAGAUCUCGCAGCCUCUUCAGCCUCAUWUCGCUCCAAACCCUCCUGAUUUUCAGCGCGUCGUGGCCUGGAGCGGAGGGUCUCACGUUCCCCCAGCAAUACACGAUAAUGCACUGGGCCCGGCGGAUCGAGCAGGAGAUUGACAGAGUCUUUCAGCACAUCACUGGAGCUCAGCAGCUGAAAGGGAUUUACAACGAGGAGAGGCGACGGUUUAGUCUGGUGAAGAAUCAGCCUCGCAGGAUCGUGGAGAAGGUGGCCUUAGACAUCGAAAAACUGCUGGCAAAGAAACGCAAAGCUCUCGAUAGGUUAGCCAGUGAAGCAGAAAGGCUCCAGCGAGAGCAUCUAUGGCAGGAUGCUAUCAAGGAGCUGGACAUGGCUUACUAUGACUCUAAAGCAGAGCUGGAUUAUAACUCCAUUGAUGGAGAAGUGGAGAUGGAUAAUCCCUCGCAGCUCAAGCUGGAGUUUGUGUACGACCCGAACUUCAAAAACAGCGUCAACUUUUCCCACACAGCUGUUCAGAUCCCAACAGAUAUCUAUAAAGGAGCCACAGUCAUUCUGAAUGAGCUAAACUGGACACAGGCCUUGGAGAGAGUGUUCAUGGAGAACAGUCGGGAGGAUCCGUCCCUGCUGUGGCAGGCGUUUGGGAGCGCGACAGGAGUCACUCGCUACUACCCAGCCACACCUUGGAAAGCCCCUGAUAAAAUUGACCUGUACGACGUCAGGAGGAGGCCCUGGUACAUCCAGGGGGCAUCAUCCCCCAAAGACAUGGUCAUCCUGGUUGAUGUGAGCGGCAGCGUCAGUGGACUCACCCUCAAACUGAUCAAAGCGUCUGUGAUGGAAAUGCUGGACACUCUGUCUGAUGAUGACUACAUAAACGUGGCCAGGUUCAACGAGAAAGCCGAAGCCGUGGUCCCUUGCUUCAAACAUCUCGUCCAAGCUAACGUGCGAAACAAAAAGAUUUUUAAGGAGGCCGUGCAGCAGAUGCAGGCUAAAGGAACCACAGACUACAAGUCUGGCUUUCAUUUUGCUUUUAACCAGCUGCUAAAUAAGACAAAUGUCCCGCGGGCUAACUGCAAUAAAAUAAUCAUGCUGUUUACUGAYGGAGGAGAGGACCGAGCUCAGGAUGUCUUCAUGCAGUACAACUGGCCCAAUAAAACAGUCAGAGUAUUUACCUUUUCUGUGGGUCAACAUAACUAUGAUGUAACACCUUUACAGUGGAUUGCCUGCACAAAUAAAGGUUACUAUUUUGAGAUCCGUUCCAUCUGUGCUAUAAGGAUUAACACCCAGGAGUACCUGGACGUGCUGGGUCGCCCCAUGGUUCUGGCAGGCACUGAGGCCAAGCAGGUUCAGUGGACUAAUGUGUAUCAGGAUGCUUUGGGUCUCGGCCUGGUCGUGACUGGAACUUUACCUGUUUUUAACCUCACCAUGAAUGGAAACUCACAAAAUCAGCUGAUUUUAGGCGUCAUGGGAGUGGACGUGCAUCUCGACGAGAUCAAACGACUCACGCCACGUUAUAAUCUCGGAGCCAAUGGAUACAUAUUUGCAAUCGAUCCAAAUGGAUAUCUGCUCCUUCAUCCGAACCUUCAGCCAAAGCUCGUCAACCUUCCUGAACCAGUGACGCUGGACUUCCUGGAUGCGGAGGUGGAGGACAGCAACAAAGAGGAGAUUCGACGACAAAUGAUUGACGGAAGACCAGGUGAAAUCCAGAUCAAAACUUUUAUCAAGUCURUUGAUGAGCAAUACAUUGAUGAUGUAUACAGAGGCUACACCUGGACUCCUAUUAAUGGGACGGAUUACAGCCUCGGUCUGGUGUUGCCCCCCUACAACGAGUACUACAUCCAGGCAGACCUGAGUGACGUGAUGCUGCAGCUGCAGUAUAUGCAGUCGUUGCUGCCCAGCUCCUUUGAAUCAUCGGGGCAUGUGUUUCUAGCUCCAAGGGAGUACUGCAAGAAUCUGCAGCUUUCGGACAACAACACACAGUUUUUGCAGAACUUUCUCUCGCUCAUGCUGCACAUUUCUCCAGAGUCUGAUGAAUGCGAACAAGGCCUCAUCCACAACCUGAUCCUGGAUUCCCGGAUUAUCGGGCAGCUGGCCUCUCGUGUAUGGAAGAAUAAGGACCUGAAUGCGUAUGGCUUCCUAGCUGUAUUUGCAUCCACGGAUGGCGGAAUCACACGAGUUUUUCCUAAUCUAGCUGCUGAGCUGUGGGAUGAGGAUCCUGAACCUUUUAAUUCAAACUUCUACAGGCGGAGCCUCGACAAUAAAGGCUACAUGUUCAGACCACCUGUGAGAUCCUCUUUUGAUGACCUCGACGCAGCAGAAAAUGACACUGUUGGAAUCCUUGUUAGUUCAGCUGUUGAGGUUAAUUUAGGAGGGAAAYUGCUCAAACCUGCAGUGGUUGGAGUGAAGCUGGACAUGGAGGCAUGGGUGGACAAGUUCAAAAUCCUGGCCAGCAACGUGUCAGACAGUCGACAGGGUUCACACAGGUGUGGACCAUCCAGGAGCUGUGAGAUGGACUGUGAAGUGAACACAGACGACCUCCUCUGUUAUCUUAUCGAUGACGGUGGGUUCCUGGUUAUGUCCAACCAGAGAGAUCACUGGAAAAAGAUUGGUCUCUUCUUUGGCGACGUGGACCCUUUCCUGAUGCACGCUCUUUACAACAACUCCAUCUUCACCCGCCGCCAGUCCUUUCACUACAAAUCUGAAUGUGAAGCAGUCAGCAGCAGCCAAACUGGGGCGGCGCCGAGAGGCAUCUAUGUGCCCUCCGUCGCUGAUGUUCUGAGCCUGGCCUGGUGGACGUCCACGGUGGCAUGGUCUGUGGUCCAGCAGCUUCUGUAUAGACUGAUCUAUAACAGCUGGCUCUACCAAGACGACGUCCUUGUUGAUGGCUUUGAGACAAAAGUAAGCAGCUGCGUGACCAUCCACAGCCAGUUUUAUUUCACCAACACCACCAACUCCUACAACAUGCUGCAGGACUGUGGGAACUGCUCACGGCUGUUCCACGCAAAGAGGAUAGAAAACACCAAUCUGCUUUUUGUGGUGGCCGAGACGCUGCCCUGCAGCUCCUGUGAGAUUGAAAGUCUGACCCAGGUCAAAAAGGAGUUUCAGGAGGAAAAUCCAUGUGAAGUUCUGAGUAACGCACGAUAUCGUAAAGGCCCGACUUCCUGCUUUGAUUACAGUGCCUUAGAAAACACGUCAGAGUGUGGCGGGGGUCAUUCUCUGCAGUCCUCUGUAGGAGUCCUACUCUCCAUUCAGCUCAUUCUGCACCUCUUUCAUCUCCCACCCGAACAAACUCUCUGACAUUUUCCAUCUCAUCGGAUUUAGGCUCGGAUCUACUGAAGGUCAGAUCAAACGGCGACUGAGACGUUUUUUUUUCCYUUUUUUUUUUCUCCUACCUGCUAACAACUCACCGUGCAGCACACUUUGAAAGAAAACUCUGGGUCAGCAUCAAGUGCGUUUGUUUUGUUCUGUUUGCCUCAUUGCUUAUACUUUUAUCAGUUUCCCAGGGCUGGAGUACAAAAGGAAAGAGAGUGUGUCUGCAUGCAGCUGGACAAGUUUAUUUGAUUCUCACGUGGGCACAGUUACAUUUUUCAUUCAAAAAUAAGAGGCAGCAGCCAAAAUGUAUUUUAAAGAGGUCAAUGAAUAAUYAAUCAGCAAAAACAGACACAAACAGGUGAAAUUACUUUGUGUUUAUUUAUGAGAAGUCCCACUGCUGGAGGAUGCUACAUCACAAAGCUGCAUUUUUAGUCUUUAUUAAAAACACAAUUAAAGGUGAAGGUCAUUUCGUAUAAUUUUCUAUGUAUUUGUGUCUUUUGUUUGUUUUAUAUGUAGGCUUCGGCAUUUUCACCAGCAAAUAUUUAAAUAAAUAUAAAAAGGUUUAGAGCUACUCCCCCCAUGAUGCUGUUUUUUUUUUUUUUUUUUUUGCUGUUUUUGUUUGUUUAAAAUGAGUCCUAUGACAUUUAARAAGUUUCAGAGCUGUAUAAAUUAACUGAGUGUGCGCACAGACACAUCCUCUGUCCUUUGGGCUCUUUAACACGUGUUCAGUUCUUAUAUAUUAAUUUGCUUUUAUUUGGAGCUCAAACCAGUCCAAUAAAUUAAUAUAGUAUAACAGCCAGAAGUGUUUUUUUAUAACCGCUCUCAUUUAUAUUCAUGGGUUGGUUUAAGAAUCUGAGGGUGCAAAAUGUAGAGCAAAAACAACACAAGUUUACAUUAUUAAAACAAAAGACAAAAGACAGAUUAUAAUUUUAUUUAUCGACCAAAAUUACUGCCACUGAUAAAUAAUCUCAUGAUAUUGCUAAAGUAAAUUGUAACAACAAUACAAACUAAAUUUGAUGAAAUUUGUGGUAAUUACUUGCAUUAGUAAAUUAAUUUUUGUGCAAAAUAUCAUUCUCUUCAACACAGUUUGUUAGUGAAUUAUCCAGGUUCUCUCUCUGCCUUCAGCAGGUUUUUAUUCAAAUUAAAUCCUGCACUUCGUUGCAAAGUUGUUUCAAAACAGCACAAUCCUGAAAGAAGUGAUAGGUGGUGUGUUUUCUCUAACCAGGCCAUGACCCUCUGUGUGUUUUAGCCAGCAGAAAGACUGGCCAACAAAAACACAUUAAUGUUUACGUGCAAAACGCUCUGAACCUAAUUAAAUGUCACAACUCCUUUGUAUCAGUUUUAUUUCACAUCUGCGUUUCCAGCUGUUCCUACACGACGGUAGAUCUGAGCCUUAACCUCAUCCUCACUCCAGUGUCUUUUAGUCCACUCCUGACUUUUGGCCACGACCGUUUCAGUGUUGUUUUGUGUGUCAGACAUGAACGGACCCUGACCGACCUCCCUCUGCUCUCUAAAGCAUGUGUUUGUCUUUAAAUCCCACAAGAUUUUAUAYGGAAAGAACAAGUUCAUUUUUAUCCCUAAAGCUAUUUUUCUGUGGACGUUUUGACACACAAGAUCAGAUCGAGAAGAGCCAACAGGAAGAAACCUGACUUUGUAUGACACAAAUCACUGAACAAACRUCUACUGUAUGUGUUUCGUUGUGGUUAUUAGCAUUUGGAUUUGCUAAAAUGCUUCCACAGCUGCUUGGUGUGAUUUUUCAAAGUGCUUCCAGUCCAGUUARAUGUUGUCAAAGCAGGUCAGAUCAACAAAUGACUGAUUUUGUAACCUAGUUAUGCAUCURUAUGAGCUACAACAUUUAGCAGCAAAGGAAAACAUUAUUUGCAAUUAUAGAUUGGAAACUUUCUUUGAGCAUUAAGUAUUUCUCUAAUGCAGAGUAACUUUCAUUCUGUUACUGAUAGAGCUUGAAAGCACAAAAAAAACAGCCGUUUGAUUGACGUUAAGCUCGUCACCGUAUUUUUGUAACCUACAUUGCCAAAAAGUUGUCAAAUUGGGAUUUAUGCACUUAWGUAUGCUUCUGUAUGAGGAAUGUAGCUUUUUAGACAGCUUUUGGCGUUAUGAAAAUGUUGUCAAUAUGCUGUACUUUGUGUUCAAACUGCUCCCCGGAUUCACCUGUAGGUGGUGAUUCACUGUGACAGAGUUUCUGUUUCAGUGUGUCACUCCAACGCUAUUUCUCUUUCUAMACUUUGUUUUUAACAAAAGUAACGAGUGUUGCUUUGAGAAAUGAUGUUGAAGUCCACRACACAACACUCAGAAGCUUUCAUUGUUCAGCAGAUGAAUGUAAGGAUAUCGUUCUCCAACAUGGAGAUCAAGUCCUCAAAUACUAACAGUUUGUUGAACACAGUGUCAGGGAUGGGGAACUGGUGGCUCCAGGGCCACAUAUGGCCACUGGUUACUUCUGACGGGCCUAUUGACCAAUAUUACUUAUUACUUUUACUUUAAUUACUACUGUUACWUGAGCUUAAAGAAGUACUCAAAACAGCUCUUAAAAUAUGUUUUGAAAAUUACAAAAAUGUGUAAAAGUGGCACUGAAUUGGUUGUUAUAACAAAGUUUGCCAUUAGAUGGCGCCAACGCAGAAGGCACCUCAUGCACACGUCUGCUCUGUGAGGGUAAGUGUGCAACACUGUGGCCCUCUGGUAGUGUCAUCAAAUAAUUGUGGCCCCCUCCAUCAUUUAAGUGGCCCAUCCCUGCUACAUGUUUUAAAGGAGCGGUAAAAGUUGCAAACAGGAAGUUGAAGCGCACAUAAUGAAAUCCAGAAACAGACCUCUYACAGUGAAUCAUUAGUUCUUGUAUUUCCAUGUUAUUUAAUCUGGCUUCUGACUUAAAGGGGGAUAAGUAAACGUUUUAAAGAAAAUAUUUGUAAACUGAUGUUUUUUUCUCUGUCUGCCUGGUGUUCCACCCUGCAGUGCCUUGCUGCACUCAUUGUUUUUGGAUUACAGGAGCAUUUUGGAUCUUAGACACGUGGGACGAUCGUCCUGCAGGUUGUCUCUUGGACUCGCAGAGCUGUGACUCUGAAAGGACUCCUCAGUCAGAGGAUGACAAAAGGAUUUUUUCAAGGAGUACGGCUGUGAAAGAGCACAGCAGAUGCGUUGAGUAGCAGGCGUCUCCUCCUGCCUUCUGAUGAACAAAAUCCAGCCUUGCUGCCGUCCUGCKUUUUGUUUCUGCUCUGUGGCUUCCGGCUCAAAAUGCAGGACAGAUUUUUACUCCCGUCUGGAAAAACACACUGAGCUUCUCAGUUAGGACUGAAUGAAUGUUGAUUUACACUUUACCUGCUGUUGUGUUCCUCUCGAGUACCUGAGCAUGGCGGGGGACCUUGAGGACAAAGACUUUUAGCACAAACAAGACCUGCAGUAUGUACUUUUUUUUUUUUUGUAUCAAUGAAACAACACUGUUGGAAUCUUAAGAAUGAGAUUUUGAGGAACUUUUCAUAGGCUGCAGAAGAACACUUUGCCAUUGCUGGGGUCAGUGUUGUGUAUUUUUUUUUAUUUAUUCAUUUAUUUUUUGUUUCAAAUGACUGCUAUUUAUUUGCAUGAUAUUUUGAACAUGUGUGUACAUAAUCUGAUGAGUAGUUUACAUUCCUGCUCUGCAUUCAGGAAUACUGCACGCGAAGUGGCGGCUGCAAACAAAGCUGAAAGUUUGACUUCAGUGAAGCCCAYGUUUGUUUGACUUUAGGUCUUUUUGCAGCAAGGGAACGCACAAAGAAGUUUCGAGUUGUGAGCAACAUACUGCCUGAAUAAAUCUCUCUUUUAUUUAGGAAAAAAAUUCAAAUCGAUACAAAACUAGGAAAUUAUUUAUCCGUCUAAAGGCUGUUUAUCAAAUMAAUACGUCAGUGGCAAAUGUUGGGACAACCUUUUUCUUCAUUUAUGAGAAAUGUAUUGCUUUUGUCCCUAAUUUACACAUUAUUUUAUGUUGGUUUGAUUGAAUAUUGUGGUUGAUAUUUGUGUUUUCAAACAGGAACUGAAUGUAUUUGGAUGCUUGUGAGAACACAUGAYGCAGUUUACAAGAAAAACAGCCCAAACAUUGAAAAGUGAUCAGUAUAUAUUGUUUGUCUCUGAAUGUUUUUUGCUGUAAGUUUGCUUUUCAUUUUGCCGAUAACGUUGUUUACUCUGGAACGUUUGCUCUCUCUGUGCCAGUCUCCARCGCCACUUCAUUUUGUACAGAUGCCGUGAAGCAGAAGACGAAGGCGAAAUUUGUAAAGAUUUUGUCAGUCUCAUUAUGAAAUGGAUAUUUAAAUGUUUAUAUCUUUGGUGAUUAAAGGCUAUUGAUAUUUUUCA
This is a messenger RNA of Austrofundulus limnaeus, 7786 nucleotides long. RefSeq names its product voltage-dependent calcium channel subunit alpha-2/delta-2. The coding region runs from base 131 to 3439 and encodes 1102 amino acids. Gene Ontology annotation, cellular component: voltage-gated calcium channel complex. Gene Ontology annotation, molecular function: voltage-gated calcium channel activity. The record is from RefSeq and is a predicted model, not a curated record. Lineage: Eukaryota; Metazoa; Chordata; Actinopteri; Cyprinodontiformes; Rivulidae. The transcript is spliced from 38 exons.